Leptosomus discolor (cuckoo roller) is the source of this 1678-nucleotide messenger RNA. NCBI's taxonomy places the organism in Eukaryota, Metazoa, Chordata, Aves, Leptosomiformes, Leptosomidae. The record is from RefSeq and is a predicted model, not a curated record.
GAGUGUGCACAAACGUGUAAGCCAGGGACUUCAGCUGGGGAGCACGGCCCCAGACGCACAGCUUCCAUUAGUGGCUAAAGAGCACCACCUUGCUGUCGCCAGUGCUCUCUGGAGAAACUCCUGCUUGAAGAGCCAGAGAAUGUCACAGAUGCCACCUUCCCCACAGCUUGCUGAUACAGCUGCAGGUUUUACUCUCUUAGCUUUGGAUAUACCCAGCAAAGCCCUAUCAGAUCUCCAGCCACAACCUGUUCUAUCAAUGAUGCAGCUGUUUGGAUGGGAUGACAUGGUGUGGCCUCAUCUGGUGUCAAGAUAUCUAAGUCACCUAGUUCAAAACAGUGCACUGCGUGAAGCUUUUUCUAGUAUGGGAUAUACAUCCUAUGAAGCUUUGACAGUACGAUCUUGGUUUCGAUGCGUGUUGCAAAUGUUCAUAGAUCAACCAAGUGGUACGCUGGCCAAGACAGAUGCUGAGCGAACAGUUGGGAAAGCCUAUUUGGAGCAGCUGACUGAAAUGACAAGACUGAUUUUUAAACUCUCAGAAGUAGAAAACAUUCUUGCAAAGGCUCAUGUUGAAGAAUCAGUUUUCAAGCAAGACCCUAAAAAUGCUCUUGUCCAAUUCAUUAAGGCUGUUGGUAAAACUUACAGUGGCCUUCAGACACUCCCUGAGAAAUCUGCCAUGGUAGCAAAGACUCUGGAAUAUUUAGGUGAUGUGUUAAAGUAUGUAAAACCUUAUCUGAAGGUAAAAGGACCUCCAGAAGGCCUGCAGCUUACCUAUUGGAUCAUAGGAUGUCUGGUAAAGUUCUGGGCACCGAUACUGGCUACUUCCAAAGCGCAGCAACUGCUGUUCCGCAUCGUGGAUUGCUUGCUGCUGCCGCACUCUGUGCUCCAGCAGGACAAAGAGCUGCCUGUGGCUUUGCUGUCUGCCAUUCAGGAAAGCCUACCUCUUUAUCUUCAGGGUCUGUCCUUUAUAUGUUGCCAGUCCCAAACGCAGGGUGCCUAUUUGAAUCAACUGCUUGGGAGCAUUAUUCAACAGUAUUUUGGACGAUUUCUACCUUCUUCUCCGACCAUGCUUGGAGCCGGACAGCAUCCUAUGCUGACUGCUUUGUGCAGCUCCAUUACAGGCCCCCAGAUGCUCCGUCUACGGAAGACCACUCUGCACGUCAUAAAUGAAAGCUACAUGCAGUUCAAAGGUAACGCUCCACCUCCUCGCCUGGCCUCAGUUCUUGCUUUCAUCCUUGAAGUACUUCAGAGAACCCAGAGCACUGAACUAUGUGACAUUGACUUAGUUCUCCCAGCCGUGUUGAAAUGCCUGGUAUUGGUCAACGAGCCCCAAGUUAAAAAAAUAUCUACAGACAUUGUGCAGUACAUGGUAGAAGGCUGCCAAGCAGGGUCAGGAGGAGAACAUGCCACCCAGCUGACUUCUGUAUUUAGGCAGUUUAUCCAGGACUAUACUGCCGUGUAUGAUCACCGGGUUUUCAGCAUACUAGAAACAGUGGCAGUCUUGGAUCAGACGUUUGUUACCAGCCUGAUUCCCACAAUCACACAGUCUCUGAAGGAUUCAGAGCACAAACAAGGUCUUGGAAGAAACGCUGCACAGAGAGAAGCCUAUAAAAGACUCUUAUCUCACCUCACAGAGGCUGGACAACAUGAGAUACAAAAGCUGGAAAAUGAGACAGGUUAG